This is a messenger RNA of Protopolystoma xenopodis, 444 nucleotides long. The record is from the annotation of a GenBank genome assembly. Lineage: Eukaryota; Metazoa; Platyhelminthes; Monogenea; Polystomatidea; Polystomatidae.
AUGAAACGCAGCUCUGAUGAUGUCCAUCAUUUGAUGGACGAAAGCUCAGCACGUUCUCACCCGAAACGAGGUAGCAAGUCUCGUGGACUGCGUCAGCAUGAAUAUUGUAGAGAAGGCAAACAGCUGCAGUACAACGCGAUUCAGCCAUCGUCUUCUGUGCAUUGCUUGGCAAUUCGACUACCGAAAGGAGACUACGAGCAUAGCAGAGGCGACACCAUCUUGGUCGUCAUAUCUUCAGUGACUUUGAUGAUUAUCAUCGAGCAACAGACAAACGGGGCAGGAGAAAGGGAAGGAGAAGCCGUCCAAACGUCACCUGGUGCCGGUGGUCGAGAUGGCUACGCUCCACUGAACCCACUCGUAGCGACCCGCUCUUGGGCGAAAUUGGGCGAAUCGAGAGCAGAGAAUUGUGUGAAUAAGAGGAUAGGCCAUAUGAAGUGGGGUUGA